Molecule: messenger RNA, 594 nt
Organism: Piliocolobus tephrosceles (Ugandan red Colobus)
Lineage: Eukaryota; Metazoa; Chordata; Mammalia; Primates; Cercopithecidae
Product: lithostathine-1-alpha-like
Exons: 6
Coding region: 1-594 (197 amino acids)
Source: RefSeq, a predicted model, not a curated record
AUGCCAGAAUCUCUCUGUCUCAGUGCCAUAAGUAGGCCCUCUGAUCCUCACUCCUUGCCCCGCCUCUUGCUUAAUUUAUGCAGCUCUAUUCUCAGACCUCGUAAUACACCUCCAACCAGUGCCUGGCCCAACAAGCCACUUCAGAUCCAGCAAACGGGCCAAGAGGUCCAGACAGACUCGCCCAAGGCCCGGAUCAGCUGCCCAGAAGGCACCAAUGCCUAUGGCUCCUACUGCUACUACUUUAAUGAAGACCUUGAGACCUGGGUUGAUGCAGAUCUCUACUGCCAGAAUAUGAAUUCAGGCAACCUGGUGUCUGUGCUCACCCAGGCAGAGGGUGCCUUUGUGGCCUCACUGAUUAAGGAAACUAGCACUGAUGACUGCAAUGCCUGGAUUGGCCUCUAUGACCCCAAAAAGAAUCGCCGUUGGCACUGGAGCAGUGGGUCCCUGGUCUCCUACAAAUCCUGGGUCAUUGGAUCCCCAAGCAGUAUCAAUCCUGGCUACUGUGUGAGCCUGACUUCAAGCUCAGGUAAAAGGAAAUGGAAGGAUGUGUCAUGUGAAGAAAAGUUUUCCUUUGCCUGCAAGUUCAAAAACUAG